Messenger RNA from Oncorhynchus masou masou (cherry salmon), 2736 nucleotides. Its product is annotated as zinc finger protein 501-like. The transcript has 4 exons. The record is from RefSeq and is a predicted model, not a curated record. Gene Ontology annotation, biological process: regulation of transcription by RNA polymerase II. Bases 240 to 1688 code for a protein of 482 amino acids. NCBI's taxonomy places the organism in Eukaryota, Metazoa, Chordata, Actinopteri, Salmoniformes, Salmonidae. Gene Ontology annotation, molecular function: DNA-binding transcription factor activity, RNA polymerase II-specific; RNA polymerase II cis-regulatory region sequence-specific DNA binding.
AACAACAAAGCGCCAACUCUUUCAACUACCUCGGUAGCUUGCUAGCCAACAUAAAACUGGAAGAUUGACGCUUUAGACCAUGUUAAUGUACAUUAUGUAAUCUCAGUGUUGUAAACGCAGUUCAGUUGACGUAUUAACGGGUCAACUUGAACCUAAUUUGCAUGUUCAAUUUGCAAACUUGUUAAAGAUUGUUGCUCACUAGGCUAGUCGCUAAUGCUAGCUAGCUAACAUCACUGACCAUGAGCUCACUAAACUACUCCUCCCCUGCUAAAGAAGAGGAGGUCUGCUGUACGGAGAAAGAAUCUCUGGCGAUGAACAUUGUCGUGAAAGAAGAAGAAGAAGAGGAGGAUAUGACUGUGAAAGGAGAGGAAGAACCUUUCAGAAUGAAAAAGGAGGAAGAGGAGGCUGUUAUAGUGAAAGAAGAGAAAGAACCUUUUAGAGAGGAAGAGGAUGCUAUCUCAAUAAAAGUGAAGGAGGAAGACGUUUUGGGAGUGAAAGAGGAGGAGACAGAAUAUCAGAUUAACACCAGAGAGGGACAUGAAUAUGGUGGAUCCUCUGGGGAGCUUCAACAACAUCCUGAUGCUGACGAGGAAGAGAAGAGUCUCUCCAGAUCAGAACACCAGAUGGACAACGCUAGCCCUUCCUCCCUCCCUGAGUCCCUGUAUCGUGCCUCUCCCGGUAGCACCUUACUGCUGGGUAUGAAGAGGUUGUCUGUGCUGCUGGUGGACUGCAGGAAAACAACGGGGCUGAGUGGAACUGUGAGAGGAGGAGCGGAGAAGAACGGAUCAGAUUUGACACAUCAAAGAGGAAAACCAACCUCGGAGGAACCAGAGACGUCCAAACCAGCAAGACGACACCUCUGCUCCCAGAUUGGAAAGAGUUUUACCAAGUUUGGAAGCCUGAACAGGCAUGAGAGGGGACACGCAGAACCGAAGACACAAAAUUGCGCCCAGUGUGGAAAGAGUUUUAGCCACUUAGGAAAUCUGAAAGCUCAUGAGCGAACACACACGCGGGAGAGGCCUUUCCAUUGCUCCCAGUGUGGAAAGAAUUUUAAGCGGUUCGACACUCUCAAAACCCAUGAGCAAAUACACACAGGGGAGAAGCCAUACCAUUGUUCUCAGUGUGGAAAUAGUUUUAGCCAGUCAGGAAGCCUGAAAGUUCAUGAGCGAAUACAUACAGGGGAGAAGUCAUACCUUUGCGCCCAGUGUGGAAAGAGUUUCAGCCAGUCAGGAAGCCUGAAGGAACACAUGAGACUGCACACAAGGGAGAAGCCUUACUACUGCUCACAUUGUGGGAAGAGUUUUAACCAUUUAGUUAGCAUGAAAAGACAUGAGAGGAUACACACAGGAGCGAAGCCACACCCGUGCUCCCAGUGUGGAAAGAGUUUUAAGAGGUUAGACACCCUCAAAGCUCAUGAGCGAAUACACACAGGGGAGAAGCCAUACCAUUGCUCCCAGUGUGGUGAGAGAUUUAGCCAGUCAGGAAUCCUGAAAGCUCAUGAGCGAACACACACAGGUGAGAAGCCUUUCUAUUGCUCCCAGUGUGGAAGGAGUUUUAGCCAGGCAGGAACCCUGAAAGCUCAUGAGCUAAUACACAUAGGGGAGAAGCAUUUCCAUUGCUCCCAGUGUGGAAAGAGUUUUAGCCACUUAAGAAAUCUGAAAGCUCAUGAGAGAAUACACUCUUGGUAAAGCCACUUAAGAAAUCUGAAAGCUCAUGAGAGGAUACACUCGGGGGAGAGGCCUUUCCAUUGCUCCCAGUGUGCAAAGUGUUUUACCCAUUUAAGAAAUCUGAAAGAACAUGUGAGACUGCACGCAGGGGAGAAACCUUACAAGUGCUCAGACUGUGGGAAAAGAUAUUGCUCAUCACAGUCACUAAAACGUCACGUGAGAAUCCACACAGGAGAGAAUAAUUACUUAUCCUAGUGUGUAAAUUGAUAUUUCACAUCACACUGACUUAAAAUUCAUCAGAGAACAUACACAGUGCUCCCGUUGUCUUAUAUUGUUGACUGACAAUGUGUUAACCUGUUUAAACCAUAUGAAAUUGAAUUGUACCAAGUAUACUCAAACAUAUAUUUUUAUGUUUUUAUUAGAAAACAUUGAUUUAAUAUGGAGUUAUGUCAGUUUCAAUGUAGGGUAGAUAAGAUUUCAUGUGUUUAAAUGGUCCUUUUUAAAACUCUGUGUGUGUGUUUAUCUGGGUGUGUCAUUCCUCCAGCACUACAGAUAAUCAAGUGAUAUUUGUAAGUCGCUCUGGAUAAGAGCGUCUGCUAAAUGACUUAAAUGUAAAUGUAAAUGUAAUAUUUGGAUGUGAUGCAUUUGUUCCAUUGUUGACAUCUGCAUUGUUGGCCCACUGAUGAUUUAAUGAAAUGAAAAUAUUCAGACUGUAAUGGAAAAUGUUAAUUGUUUGUGUGUCCACAUAACUGAGUAUGUGACUAACCUUGUGAAACUGUCCUAUUAUAAUCUCCUGUUCUUGGGAGGAUCAUCCUGUGUUGCAAACCAGCUGCACCUGCAUCCUUGUAUGAAUAAAGUCCCGCCCAGGAACAGGAAACUAUAAAGAUAUGUGCUCAUCACUCAAUGCUUCAGGAAUUCAGACUGUCUACACUGCACUGUGUAACUCUGUUAUUCUCUCUGAGCUCAGAAAUAAAGCGACUUGGUUUGACUUGGACUCCACCCAACUUGCAACCUAAAUCCAAUGACAGUUGACAUUUUGUGUUGAUUUCAUGUUGAAUUCACUUUAGUU